This is a messenger RNA of Akanthomyces muscarius, 1110 nucleotides long. RefSeq lists its product as uncharacterized. The coding region runs from base 1 to 1110 and encodes 369 amino acids. Lineage: Eukaryota; Fungi; Ascomycota; Sordariomycetes; Hypocreales; Cordycipitaceae. The record is from RefSeq and is a predicted model, not a curated record. The transcript has 3 exons.
AUGUCUGACUCGCCGAGUAUCGGCAUCACGCCAUCGCCUUCUCUGCCCAACAUUGCUGACGGCAGCUCUGUGCAUCGCUGCAGUAUCAAAGAGGCUGUCCAGGCCGUUAUGUAUGGUAUACGCCAUAACCAAGCAGAGGUGGCGGCAUGUGUUGCCGCGAACCCUGACUUUGUGCCACUGAUUCACAGCGUUCUUCCAACUGCAGCAGAACCCGGCAACCCCACACCAUCAGCACAACCCGCGGAAGAUGCUAUUGAUGAGUCCAGCAGCAGCGACGAGCCCCCUAACGUUGGUUCCGAAAAACCAGCCGCGACAGGCAAAAAGCCCGACAACGCCUAUAGACGCGCUAUAGCCGUGGCAAAUAAACUUCCCCUGGAGUUAGGCUCUGUGAAUAUCUUGACCGAAUUACAGCAUGAUUUGCAGCGUGAAAGGGCCCGAGCCGAUCAUGAUGCACAGCAACGACAGCAUGCAAAGCCAGAACUGCGGUCGCAGAGCGAAGAGGAGGCUGCCAAUCCUUCCAAGAAUGUGGUAGACAAUUACCACAACCUACAACCCAGCCCACGUUUCGAGACGGCCGCUGAAAGGUACUGGUGUAUAAUAAUCGCACAACGCUAUCGUGCUGCCAAGCACAGCAAAGAAAAGCACACAUGUUCAGUCGCCGAAAGUUUUGCUAGAAAGUAUUUACCGGACAAGGUUAAGCAGGGCCUGUCGAGAAGGAAAUUGCAGGAUAAAUGGAAAACCAUCAUGCACCAACAGAUUUUCUGGGAGCAGCUGGCGACCCGUUGUGGGGGUGCCGGCGUGCUGCUCCUGCUGUCCGCAGAAUUCCAGAAUGAGCACGCACGACGACUGAAAAUCGAGGAUAGGGCUGCACUGUUCGCGAGUAUCGCAGCGAGACACCCAAACUUGAAACACGAUAUUACAGCCCUCACGGAAAUCUUAACAUACUUUUUCUAUAACAAAACCCCGCCAGAGUGGAAGAUAACGUUACCUUUGGAGAAUUUGCCUGAAGCAGAUAUCGCCACCAAAGGACUGCGGGAACUGCUCGAUUGCGUCGAUAUCACUUCCCAGAUUGCGGUCGAUGGUGGAAACACAGCAACGCUUCCUGCCUAG